AUGGCGCCAUCUUCCGACAGUUCGGCCCCCCGAUUACGUAUCUCCACCGAGUCUCUUUACCAAAAACUUCCCACUUUGGCCGAGGUGCUGGAUAACACCGCCCACUACCCAUACACCUUGGAAUCCUUUGUGGAGUAUCUCUCCCAGAAUCACUGCUCCGAAGCUCUGGAGUUCUUGGUAGAAACAGACCACUACAAGAAGACCUACUACGCCAGCCGCCAACCACACGACGAAUCCAAUUUAUUCUUAUCAGACUCGGAGCUCGAGCAGUUGAUGGUACUCUGGAGACAGCUUCUCGCGCUCUACAUCUCCAAUGGAUCGCCCCGUGAAAUUAACGUAACAGGGGAGGAUCGACAGCGCUUGAUCGAGCUCACCAAUGCCACAUCACCUCCCUCUCCACGUCUCAUCGACCCAAUCGUCCAGAGCACCUACGAUCUCCUUGAAACCUCAAUAUUCAUCCAAUUCCUAGCCAGUCGGGCUUCCUCAUCUCCCACACUCCCAUCGACACGAAAAUUGCACCUAGCGAAAGACCAGUUCGGGCUCUCCAGCCUCGACGAUGUGACCGCACAAUUCAUGAUGGAGGGACAACACAUGCGGUGCUCGUCGGUACCGCCCGACUCAUCAAGACGUAUAUCAGGCGCCAGCUUCAACCCCGACUUUCAUCCGCCCUUCAGUGGGACGUCUAUAACCUUCAAGGACGAACGAACUAUUCCGUCGCAUGUCGGUCUCACUUCCGGCAGCGCUCCCGACAGUCUACAGGGGCCCAAUCGCGCUGAUAUUCCACUUAGCCGAAGGUCAAGCCAUUCAUCGAAAUCUAGAGUACGGGGCUGGUGGAGGAUCGGGGUGAAUCUGUUCCGGUGAUCUCUUCCAGGGAACGGGCUUUGCUGGCCUGUGGUCCCUCUGGCGUGAUGCUCCCGGGAUGUGUGCAUAAUGAGGAAUGGAAGUGAUGAGUGUAUAUAGAGUGGGCAGAUUCACGACGUCGCCAAAUGGCGGAUCAUGAC
Molecule: messenger RNA, 1001 nt
Organism: Aspergillus heteromorphus CBS 117.55
Lineage: Eukaryota; Fungi; Ascomycota; Eurotiomycetes; Eurotiales; Aspergillaceae
Product: regulator of G-protein signaling domain-containing protein
Exons: 1
Coding region: 1-861 (286 amino acids)
Source: RefSeq, a predicted model, not a curated record